Aedes aegypti (yellow fever mosquito) is the source of this 10087-nucleotide messenger RNA. It is a transcript of the gene ash1, whose product is annotated as histone-lysine N-methyltransferase ash1. Gene Ontology annotation, molecular function: protein binding; DNA binding; histone methyltransferase activity. Bases 698 to 9142 code for a protein of 2814 amino acids. Gene Ontology annotation, cellular component: nucleus. The transcript has 7 exons. Lineage: Eukaryota; Metazoa; Arthropoda; Insecta; Diptera; Culicidae. The record is from RefSeq and is a predicted model, not a curated record.
GAGGAACAGUUUUGAUGAUGGUGAACUUUUUUCCAAACCGCGAACACUUACAGCAGUGACGGAGAAAUUUUCUGUCAAUAUUUACGCCAGUUUGUCGCGCUCGAAAGUGGCCAAAGUGCGUCGCAAAGUGUAGCCCGGGACGUUACGCGCCGGAAGCAAAUGGAUUCGAGCGGUUCCGUGCGCGAUUCGGUGGUGAAAAAGUGAACUUUCUUUCAUGUCGAGUGGCCCCUUUCCGUAGUCGAGCAGAGUUGAUUGGGACUCUGUUGGUUUGUUGGUUGGUUGGUUGGGAGUUUGACAGACGGCAGUACAGUAGGCUGCGCCAGACGCCAUUUUAGAAUUUUUAUUUUGCCUUCAAGUGAGCGAGCGGGCAGUAUUUUGCCUAGAGUGAAGAAGUGAAAAUAUAUAUUAUUUGGUGCGGGCAGGUUUUGGAAUUCUGGCGAGCGGGGGUGUUAUGUAAAUUGGGAUUCGGUGAAGUGAGUGAAAUUUUCGGGAAAUGGGCAGUGAAGGAGAUCCAUUUGGCGGUUUUGCGUUGGAAGUGCAGUGGAGGGAACAGUAGUGACUGGCAAGGUGAAAAGUGCUGAUUGAGAACAAUUUUCCAAUCGAAUAAUCGGUUCAUUACCGGUGAGUGUGUGUGUGUGUGCGUGUGGAGCAAAAGCAAUCACACAGUGAAGAAGUGACUCGAAUCGAACAGUAGGCGAUGACGACGGUAAAGAGCACACCGCCGGUGGAUCCGAAGCCACCCGGCAAAUCGCCACUGUCGUCCUCGUCAUCUUCGUCCUCAUCGUCGGAUUCGGACGAUGGGUCGGACACGUCAUCGGAUUCCGACUCGUCUUCGGUGGCGUCGACGAGCAAAACCAGCAGCAAGCAGAGCAGCGACAAGAAGGACCCGCAGCAGCAACAGCAACAACAGCAGCAGCAGUUCAGCGUUAUGAGCUCGGACAGCGCCGGUUUGCGAAUGAAAAUUGCAAUCCCCCGCAGCAAUCAAUCGAACUCGACAGCGACACCGUCUCCAUCUGGUGGCCGGCCAAGUUCUUCCGCCAGUGAUGUAUUGAACCGCGUCGCAUCGGCCAGCGUUACAACCCCCGGUACCGUUUCGGGAAGUCCGGUGCCUGUGGCAACCCCUGCGAGUGAGAGCGGCAAAUCCAGCCAACAGGUGGAGACACCGUCGCCGUCGAAGGGCAAGGACCGGAAGGCCAGCAAGAGCGAAUCCAGUUCGGAGACGUCGUCGUAUUUCUCGAACCUGAGCGAUACCGACACCGAUAGCAGCAGUUCGGAUAACCACAACAGCGGUGGUAAGCGCGGUAACAGCUCUUCGGGAAGUGGCCAGAAGAAGCAGAAGUUCAUCAAGCGGAAGAAGAACAACCGAAGCGUGUCGACUAGCACGAGUAGCGAUGGAAGCAACGAGUCGAGCGAUUCAGAUUCCAGCAGUGAUGACAACGCGGACGACAGCAAGGAUCAAAGCCAGGAGUCACGGAUACCUGUCGGGAGCGCUUCAACGCCGUUGUCUACUUCAACACCGGCGAAAUCACCUCCGUCGGCGUCUACGCCGGUUCCGACGGUGCCACCAUCCAGGGUGAACCCAGAUGCGGACGUGGGUUCGUCCUCUGAUAACGAACUUCCGGCCUUGGUCAAUGCAGCAAUCAUGCGCGUCGCCGAGAGUGGAUCGGACAACGAUAGCGUACGUGGAACGCCAUCGGCCAUUCCGCAGUACACUUCCAGUCUGCUACAGGAGUUCGUUGCCCGUACGGCAAUGCUCGGAAGCGUUGGAAGCUCAUCGGAGGGGGGAGCAACGACCAAUCAGUCAAAUGCUCACCACAAAAUUAAGACUGAAUCUCCGCUGCCAAGCGCUGGCGCUAAUACGGCGGCAUCCGGUAGCAGUACCGUCAACGGCGUACCUUCAAAAGCGGCAGUUAUAAUGCCGAUCAAACGACGAGGUCGUCCACCUAAAGCUGCUGUGAACCCAGUUGCCGCCGCAGCAGCUACAACGUCAACGGCAAAGGCAAAUACUCCAACAGUUAGUGAAUCUCCAGACUCGGGAAUCCUGUCUACGCAUAGCUCAACUGGCUCGCCUAAAACGGAGAAGAAAGCUUUGACGUCUAUGAUUCAGAAGAAGCGACCUGAGCCCGAGCCAAGUAGCAGCGGGACGAGUAGUAAACCUCCACCCUCGGCACCACUCACCAAGUACACCCUCUCAAGCCUGGAUCGCAAUACGUAUGCUACGGAGAGGGUACUGUAUCCACCGAGGGGCAAAAAGAAGGCUGGGCGACCUCCGAAAGAUAAGCAACCUCAGGCAGUUCAACCACCGCCGCCCGUCGAAGACAAUCUCGAUCCACUGUGGAAGAAGAUCGACAUCAGCAAAAAGUUCCACGAGCCUCGACUGAGUGGCUACAAAAGCGACGGUGGACAUUCGACCAUCUGCUGCAGCAAAAGGCUUGCCUCCCAAAGCGGCUACAUCAGUGACUACGGCGGAGGAAGCAGUCAUCGAAGAAACCGCCUCUCCGGGUACAAAUCCGACUGCAGCACAAAAUCCCGGAAGAGCUGCGGCUACAAGAGUGAUUACAGUGUUAAAGCGAAGAGCUGCGGAUACCGCAGUGACUGCAGUACGAGGCAUCGAAAGCAAGUUCGACGGAAACGGCGAAAGAAGCUGGCUCCGAACAACAACAACCUGAACAACAAGAACUUCAACCAGAGUAGUAAAUCUUCGAGCGUUAGCGAACAGGACAUCCUACAACUGGCGGGGCUAACCCUUGGCAGCACAAGCGAGGAAAGCAGCAGUAGUCAGGAGUCGCUAUCGUCGAUCAACACCACAACCCCUUUUAGCAAGGCCUUACGAAUAUCUCAGGACACGCUUACCGCCAGCAAAAGCACCAUUCCAUCACUCCUCACCCCAAAGAACCGUGUCAACGCACUCCUCCCCAUCAACAACUUCCGAGGGAUAUUCUCGUCCAUCAGCAAGUUCGGCAAUCUCGACACGUUCGGUUCCAGCAUUGGCCCGAAGAACACCUUCGCUACCUUCUUGAGAAACAAUCGUAACAAAGACGGUAAAGACAACGGUAAGGUCACGGUCAAAAAGCUUCCACUCUCCAAAGCGAACGUUAUCAAAAACUCCGAAGAGUGCAGCAAGCGGUUCCAGCGAUCCACCAGCCAAGAUCUCCUCACCAGAAUUACGAACGCAGAUAUCCCGAAACCUUCGCCAGCUAAAUCCGUCUGUUCGAAGCGCAGCCGACGGAAGAGCUGCCACAGCGAUAAGUUGGAUAGUGUCUCGGUGAAGAGUUGCGGAACGAUUCGGCAACGACGACUCAGUACGAUGAGUCGUUGCAGCAGUCGGUCAGCCGGCUCGAGGCAUCCCUGGAAGAAGAAAAAACGGAAGAGGUUGCGGUCGAAUUCCGUUGCAGGGAAGUCGUCGGCAGACAUCAAGAUUGGUGUGGAGAUCGAGCGGUUGAGCGAAUCGUUCGGAAGUCAAUGUCGAAUCAAUGUGAAGGACGGAGUGCUGGGGAUCGGAGCGGCUGCUUUAGCGGGAGCUGCUGCGAAGAAUCAGCAAAAGGGAAGGUCGAUGAAGAAACGAAAGGCUUCGGAGCAUGUGGAGUCACCUUCAACGACUGCGGCCGGCACAAAGCGAAGGAACAAGAAAUCAGUUCCCACGCAAAGUCCCGAUGAUCACAAACUGCCGCUGAAGAAGCGUCACUACUUGCUGAGUGAACAGACGGCGAAGGGAAAUGAUAGCGGAGCAGAACGGGAGGACACUAGAAGCCACACGGUGGUCAAUCCUUGCGCCACAAUCGGUGGUCGAGUGGCGAUAGCCGCUGCUGCUGCCACAGCGUCGACUUUAACACAUGUAAGAGAUCCAACGAAGGCAGUGACGCCUAAGAAGCGACAUCUGCUGAAGUCUCCAGAACCCGUAGUGCCGGAAGAGAUAGUUCAAAUCAAGUCCAGCGAUUCACCGUUGACGGUCGAUCCAAAGACUGCGGAGGGUGCGGCAACAGAGGCUACCGUUGGCAACAAAAAGCACGACGCCAUCACCCGCAAGAAAAACCGCUUGGAAGGAUUGGUAUCGAAGAUCCAACCUACCGCAACGGUAACAGCAAUACUGGCAGACAACAACAUUCUAGCUGCGGCAAGUCAUCGUGCAACGCCACCCUCCCGUCCAUCUGUGAUCCACUCAUCAACUUCCGUACCGGCAACGACCGCUUCUUCCGCGGCUUCGUCUUCCAAUGCAAAUGCACCUCCACCGGGAGUUUUCGAACCGACAGUUGACCUUGAGCUUUCGAUUCCCGCUUCCAUUCCGUCGCUGAUCGCCAAGGUCGAACUGUUGGAUUCGCCUCGUCUCAAAGAUAACAUCGCCAAAACGGAAGGUGAAGACACCGGAAAGAAAAACUCCGAGAAGGUCAUCGAGAAGCUGCUCACCAAGACUGGAGCACAUCUGCUGUUGAAGAAGAAACGGAAGAAGCCCAACCGAACUGGGUUUCCAACUGUCAAGCGGAAGAAGAAGCGCUUCGUGGAGGACAAACCCGCUGAGGAGGAAAACAAACCUGAGGUGGGUCCGGAGUUGUUUGAUUCGUCUAAUCUGACGAAGCACGUGCCGUCGGAAGCAGAGAAAGCCACAACGAAGCCUGGUUCGCAGAAGGAAACAGCAAAGAACUGCGAUCGAGUACCGAAAGAGGGUGAACCGACGGAUAGUUUUAUCGAACGGAACACCAGGCCACGCCUGUCGGUGGUUAGUUUGGAACGUCUUCAAGGUAAGAUUCCGAUGAGCGGUAGGGAGGUGGUCAGUCCAACAACUCCUCCGGCAACUGGAGCUGGCAGGGGGAGAAAAUCGGCGGCUGUUGCUACAACUGUGACGCCUGCCGUAGCGGAAGUGCCUCCUGCUCCGUCAACGUCGACGACGACUACGUUACCGACGGAGCGCAGACAAUUGCGUGAGAAAUCCAAGGACAAGUCGGAGCCUGAAAAGAAGGAGGAGCCAAAGUCGAAAGAGGAGCCCAAAGCAAAGGAGAAGAAGCUUCGACAAGAACCGAUUCCUCAGGUGAAGAUCAGCAGAAAAGAGGUUAUGGAAAAAAUAGUUAAGAGUAAGGAGAAACCGCCAGAACCGAUACUGCCACCGGACGUUCCCAAGCAAGCAGAAAAACCAACCAAGAAUCUUUUGGAAAAGGAAAACAAAAAGCAAGUGGUUCCUCCGGUUAAGAAGAGCAAGCCUCCCGUAGAGGAAGUUCCUCUGCCAAUACCUAUACCGAUACCGACGCCUGCUCUUCCAAUUCGUCGAACUCGUAGCAACUCCAUUGCGCUUGAUCCUUCCGAGCUUCUCAAGAAAACUGUCUCGCAAGAGAAGGAAAUCGUACUAAAGAACGCCGUCAUCAAGCUACAACCAUGCACGAUCAGCAACGAAGAUUCUGAUUCGCUGGAUUCGAUGCCAUUGCUGAAACGGCUGCACUCCCGAUCCUUAUCGCGUCAGCAGCAAUCUGCUACUCCUGAAACUGCACCCAUUACAUCCCCCAAGACUCCAACUCGACCAAGAGGUCGUCCACGAACGGCAUCGCCAACGCCUGCCACCGAGACUCCCCCGAUCCCGGUGACUCCCACACUCUCGGAACAGCUGAGUAAACUGCGUCGAUCGCGGAUGAGUGUUGUCGAUACUACGAAGCGUCCUCCGGAGCCGGAGCUUCCUGAAACUCCCCGGGCUAAGGAAACUCGUUCGGCAGCGGCAAGAAAGUCCUUCUCGAAGGAAACUCCCGUUGUUGAACAGCCAACUCCGAUCCAUCAGUAUGACAUUCCACCGGUCAAGAUCAUCAUUUCGAAAAAAGAUCAGAAGGCCGUGGCAACAGCGGUGGCAGUUGAGAGAAAGCUGUCAAAGGAGAAGAGUCCCGUACCGUUGUUCAUCGAAGAAAUGUCCAAGGAUAGACCCAAGUGUCGCAGUUCCAGCAGAAUUGAUGCAGUGGUUGACAAAAUCCGUAAAGAACAGCAGAAGACUGCAGGAUCGGUUGAAACUCUCGCAGCAACGAUUCCCAUACCUCCUCCACCGACGAAAAUGAAGCGCGGGAAGAGUGACGAGUUGAAGGUGGAGCUGGAGAAGCCAGCCAAGAAGCAGAAGAAACUGGAUGCAUUGUCGAUUGCCCAGGAAGUGGUUGUCCCUCUGGUGCCUGUGGAUGUCCAGCAGUACGAGAUGAGAGAAUCCGAGACACAACUUGCCAGUAUUCAGCCUGCUUCAUCCACGGAAGAUCUGGAGCACGAUCCGCUGCCGGCCGAGGAAGGACCUCCGGAUUACUUCCGCGACGAGACUCCUUCGCCUCCUGUGGAUGGCAAGAACAAAAAGGUCCCUCGCAAGAAGUACAUUGCAGCGGGUCUGUUUUCCGAUUGCUACAAGGACGAUGGCAAGACAUCCGGACGCAAUGGACCGAAAGUUCAACCGGAAUCUUUGCUACCUCCUCCAGCGUACUGCGAACGAUUCCUUCGACGAACGCAACGAGACUUCCAGCUUCCGUAUGAUCUGUGGUGGCUGCAUGAGAAUGGUAAGCUCACAGCCAGACAUGCCAUUGCCAGCUGGAACUAUCGAAAGAUCCGUACUAACGUGUACUACGACGUGAAGCCGAAUCCGUCCACGGAUCAUCCGCAGUGUAACUGCAAGCCGGAUAGCGGCUGCCAGGAUGACUGUCUCAAUCGGCUGGUGUUCGUAGAGUGCAGUCCGGAGAACUGCCCUUGCGGGGAACGGUGCAAGAAUACGAAGAUUCAGCGUCAUGAGUACGCUCCGGGGUUGGAACGAUUCAUGACGGAGCAGAAGGGUUGGGGAAUUCGAUCCAAGGAGGGCGUAAGGAAAGGGUUGUUCAUCAUGGAAUAUCUGGGUGAGGUUGUGACGGAGAAGGAGUUCAAGGAGCGCAUGCGGACGAUCUACCUGAACGACACGCAUCACUACUGCUUGAACCUGACCGGUGGACUGGUGAUUGACGGGCACCGGAUGGGAAGCGAUUGCCGUUUUGUGAAUCACUCCUGCGCACCGAACUGCGAAAUGCAAAAAUGGUCCGUCAAUGGCCUGUUCCGGAUGGCACUGUUUGCCUCGCGGGAUAUUCCGCCGUAUGAAGAGUUGACGUAUGAUUACAACUUUUCGCUGUUUAACCCGACGGAAGGUCAACCAUGCAUGUGCGGUGCGGAACAAUGCCGAGGGGUGAUUGGUGGCAAGUCUCAGCGAGUGAAACCUCUUCCGGUGGCGUCGGAAGCGAAGAAACAGGAAACGACUGUUUCAACGUCGACUACGGCAGCCGCUCCGACGGAACAUAGUCCACGAAGUGCAGCGCGCUCAAGGAAACGACAAGCGAAGAAGAAUGCUCCGCUGACUCAACUGAACGGCCAGCCUCUGCCAAAUUUUGUCCCGCCUACGGUGAAGGAGCGUGCGUUGAUCGUUGAACAUCACUGCUUCCUGAUGCGCAAUCUGAACAAGAUUCGGAAGCUGAAGGAUCGAUCACCGGAGCACUUGGCGUCUGGACAUUUGGGAAGUCCAGCAACGGGAGGACCGAAUGCAGGACAUGUGGCGCCAGGUGGAAAGCCAUCACUUGCGUCACAGAUAUCCGCCCUGAGAUGUCCGAGGAACAUCCGAACACGUGGCCUGGCCUUUGUCGAGGACGAUCCGGAGUUGGAGAAGGUCGCUCGUAUUGCCGUAGCACUGAAGGAGAUCUGCAUCGAGAUCGCUAGCUUGAAAGAUGAACGUGGCCAUUUGUACUUAAAUCGCCUGACCCUUCCCUCGAAGAAGAAAGUCCCGCUGUACUACGAGAGAAUCCCGCGUCCGAUCGAUCUGGCGCAAAUUCAGAGCAACAUUGAUCAAGGGACGUACAAACAACCGAAAGCAUUCGAAGAAGAUCUGCUGAUCAUGUUAAGCAAUGCGGUCAAAUACUACGGUAUCAGCUCUCCAGAGGGUGUGGCUUCCGAGAAGCUCAAGGAACACUACUACAUCUGCAAGCAACGGCAGGUGGACAGGCUGAUCGCGUACAUCGGUGAACAGAACGAACUGUUGAAGGGUUUCAUUCCGAAGUCGGAACCGGAGCCGGUUGUGCUGGUGAAGGGUCGUGGAAAGUUCAAGAAGCAAGAGCAAGCGGAAGACAUCAUCCGGUGCAUUUGCGGAUUGUUCAAGGACGAAGGACUGAUGAUUCAGUGCUCCAAGUGCUUAGUUUGGCAGCACAUCGAGUGUACGAAGGCGGAUCCGGCGGUGGAAAACUAUCUGUGUGAGAAGUGCGAACCCCGCCAGGUGAACUACGAAAUUCCGUUGAAUGAGUUCACCGAUGAAGGCUAUCAGUAUUACAUUUCGUUGAUGCGCGGUAACCUCCAGAUUCGCCAGACUGAUACGGUUUACGUAUUGAGGGAUAUUCCGAUGGCUCCGGAUCCAAGUAACCCGAAUGGGCCACCAAGGAAGCAUACAUACGAAACGAUCGGGAAGGUGGACUACGCCGAGUGCGACAUCUUCCGGGUGGAGAGUUUGUGGAAGGACAAGGAAGGUCGACGUUUCGUCUACGGUCAUCACUAUCUGAGGCCGCAUGAGACGUACCACGAGCCAACGAGACGGUUCUAUCCGAACGAAGUGAUGCGCGUUCCGUUGUUCGAGGUGAUACCGAUUGAGCUGGUGAUGGAACGUUGCUGGGUGUUGGAUCCGACGACUUUCUGCAAAGGUCGUCCCGUGGAUAGUUCCGAGCCGCACGUUUACAUCUGCGAACUGAGGGUGGACAAAAGUGCUCGGCUGUUCUCCAAGAUCUCCCGACACGCCCAUCCGGUGUGCAUGAAGUCCUACGCAUUCCACAAGUUCGAGCAGAAACUGAAGAUCUCCAAGACCUUUGCGCCCCACGAUCUGGGAUCUCUAGCGCAUCUGUUGGCUGCCAAGGACAACCGGAAGAAGAGCAAGAAAGACGACUCGGUAUCGUCAGCUUCCGCCACGCCGACCAGCACCGGGACCAAGAAGAUGACUCCAAUCAUUCAACUGCUACCGCCUCCACCGAAGACCCUCGCCGAGAAGCGCAACCGCCUGGAGCUGGUUCUGGGCCGGCUGAUGGCCAAACUGAACGCCAAUCCGGCGGCCCUUCCCGUGUUGGACAUCAGCUACCUGUUGACCGGCCGCGGAGCGAGACUUCGGCGCACCAUUGCCAACGCCACUCCCGUUCCGGCCAUUUGAGAGUGGGUCAAGAAGCGCAAAAAGCGCCGGAAAUGGAAACGCUGCUACGACUGAAGCCCGCCGCUGGACGUUUUGCAAUCAUCAUUCGUCAUUACUGUCGUCAUUGACGCGAGCAUUAUUUUGUACAUAUAGCAACCGCCUACUUGUGCACGAACUGGUUAAACAUAUUUUAUUUUCAUUUUUAAGGUUAUGUUUGUAGAUCAUUCAUUGACAAGCGCUAAGUUAUUUAAUUUAUUUAUGUGACCCAUAAUCGUGAAGGAAAACAGUUUUUGUUUAGAUCGAAGUUGUUUUGUUUCCCAUUGCUUAUUUUUUCACUAGUUAAAACCGUUGAGUUGACGCAUUAAACGAUUUCUGUUGAUCAAAGUAUAAAAAUAGUUGUAUGUAAUUGAGUAAAAUUCAAAAGCACAUUUCACUGUCCCGUCGACGAUGAUCCCCUUCAAGUAUUAACUUCAUUGCACCAAUUCUAGGCAAUUUUUGCACUUUCUACGAUACUUUUAAGAUGACCACAAGCAAAUAAUUUGAAGAUAAUCAAGAUUAAGCAAGAGAGUUUAUAUGUAGAAUAGUAGUUUUGAGUGCAAAACAAAAUAUGGACUGACAGUACAUGAUAUGGUUUAGGUAAAAUAUCGGAUGAAUUAAUAUAUUUGGAACAGAAAUCAGCCCGAAGGUAGGCAGGCAUAAGUGGAAUACAUUAAUAUUUUUACUUCUCGAAAGCUAUAAUAGGGAUUUUAAAAAGGCAAUGGAAGAAACUGUACUACACAUGUCAGAUUAACGUCUGUAAAACAAAGAGUGAAAUUUGGUAAGACAUUAUUAAGAGAUGAAUACACAUUGAAACUCAUAAUACUAGAUCUAUAGAAUCUUACGAACCUGAAGCAAGAUAGAUUGUCGAACAUUAGCACACCCGGGAUCCGAUAUAGAAAAUGAGAAUAAUAACACAAAUUAAUCUGA